Molecule: messenger RNA, 4362 nt
Organism: Cladocopium goreaui
Lineage: Eukaryota; Dinophyceae; Suessiales; Symbiodiniaceae
Source: the annotation of a GenBank genome assembly
AUGGCACACCCAGCACCUGUCAAAGGCGCUCAGAUGCCCCAUCCACUCUCUGCGGAGUGCGGGUCUCCGUGCGCUUCGGUCCAGGGCUUCCAACAGGAUGCAGAUCCACCAGCCACGGCCAGCCCAAAGUGCAAGAAGAUGGCAACCUCCCCCGGCGAAAUGGAGGAGACUUGUGGCCUGGAUUCGUUCCUCUCCGAAACGACUGCGCAAGCUAGCCGUUUUCGGGAAAGUCCUGGCAUGGUCGAGACCGAGCAGUCCUUCCAUACCGAUGGGACCAGCAGAGUUGCCUUCAGCUCCUUCAGUCCGGAACCUUCCCCUCAGCCCAGGCUGCGCGCAGGCGGUCCUGGCAGCUACGCCUCAGUGGCCGCAGCUGAACUGGCGCGGCAGCACUUGGAGUGGGCUCAGGAGUUGGAACAGGUGGACCAAAGGCAAGCCGAUCUUAUGAUGACCCAGUGGAAGCUGAUUCGCAGCCAGACUGGCAUGCUCGCACAGCAGCUGAUCGAUGUGCGGAAGGUGCAAUUGCUGGUGGCAGAACUGUCCAAAGAUUGGCAUGUCCAGCUGUUGGCGUGGAAUUUGAGGCACAGGGGUGAAGGCCCGGCUGAAGAUUUGGAAGCACUGCUGGCGCGCAAAGGUAUCAGCAAAACCGAGGCCUUGACGCAUGCAGCUGGGGAUCCCCGCGCCUUGCUUCCAGGUGUGCCGGUAGUCACUUCGCAGAUAGCACCUCCCACUGGGCACGAGGAAGGCUUGGGGUGGUUGGAGAUCCUGAGAGCAGUUGAUCUUUUUUCGGCCGCAGCCAAGGCUUGCAGCUCUGUUGACAGCUGUCCGUUCCAGGAGCCUGACGUCAUUCUCCAUUUGCACGACGCUUGGUGGCUGGGACCACCACCAGCGAACGUCAGAGAUGCUGUGAGAGGCUCAAAGUUGCCGCCCAUGGUGUCGUGGCUUCCAAUACUCUUCGACCCUUUGCUGAGCGACGACCCGGCAAGGCCCGACCGAUCUGGAGCGGCGCUGGAGCUGUUCAGUGGUGUGGUGAGCAUGUCGCUGUGGGGCCGGGGGGUUUAUGAACGAGCUUUGGCAAGCGUGGCAGCUGUCCUCAAAGGGGCCGCUAGCGAAGCCGCGGUCUCAACGAGUCGGUGGCUGCCACCAUUGCUGGGCCACGUCCCACAUGCGCUGCAUCCAGCCUUUGCGGAGGGCCCCUUAGCAUUCGAAAGUGUGGCCCGUAGUGGGCUGCGCAAACAGUUGCGAUUGCCUGAAACAGCUUUUGUUGUUCUUCUGGUGGGGCGAAAUCCACCACCCCCAAGCUCAGAAGCUAACCGGAAAUCUCAUCGCACAGCCAUUCGAGCCUUUGCCCGCUUUCGGCAAGAAGUGGGCCAGCUGUGUGCUGGCACAUCAGGUGAUGGAUGUGUGGGUGCUCCUGUUGCUCAUUUACAUGUGCAUUCUGAUUUGCAUGGAGCCGUUGACAUCGAAUCUCUGCUGAAAGAUGUCGGUUUGUCGCUGGAGAACGGCGCCUCUGCGAGUCGUGAGCAGUUGUCCCCAGAACUGCUGCGGAACCUCUACAGUUCCAGUGACGUUCUUUUACAACUCAGCCGUGCUGAGGGCUUCGGCCUUCCAGUGAUCGAGGCCCAGGCCUGUGGAACACCAGUGAUCGUCAACGGGGCCACGGCCAUGGCGGAGAAUGUGUUGCUGGGGAAAGUUCUGCUACCAACAGCCAGGCAGUCGCCUAGUGGAGGUCGAAGUGACCGACCUGGCAGUUGGACACCUCCAGAUGGAACAGCAGCAGUGGAGGCUUUGUUGGAGAUUUGGAGGGCGCCCCCCACCGCAACUGAAAGGAACAGGGUCAGAAUGGCUCUUCAGAGUUUCUUUGCCCCUUCCCAUGUUGCAAAGCAAAUGGUUCAGGUCUUGCAGCCCCUGGUGCCCAAACGACAAGCUGCAGAAAACCGGGAGCCCCAACAGGCUGAAGUGCUGCAACGCAACAGUUUGAGCCAGGCAUUUUGUGCUUUGGAGUUUCAGGAAGCUGAGCAGUGCUGGGCCAAAACAAAACCUGUCGGACCUGUCGGACCUGUCGGACCUGUCGGACCUGUCCGCUGUCAGGACUUUGAGGCGUCACUUCGAAGCUGUUUUGCUAGGGAUUGGGACCAGCCAACCCUGGCGCCACGCUUGGAAGGUCAAGGCAUCCAUCGCCUGAUCCCAACCCGUUUUGGGCAGAUGCUGUACAAUGUCUACGACGUCUCAGUUGGACGUACGUUGGAAAUCUGUGGAGAAUGGCUGGGAGGGGAGAGAUCUAUCUACCAGCAACUUCAACUGGGUUCGGCUCCGGUGAGGGUCCUGGAGGCCGGUGCCAACAUCGGUGCCACCACCAUUCCUUUGGCCCUGCAUUUGCCGCCUGAGGGUCGCGUGCUGGCGCUGGAGGCGUCGCAGGUGAACCUGCGACUGCUGAAUGCCAAUGUGGCCUUGGCGCAGCUGUCGAAUGUGGACACCUUUCAGGGAGCCCUAGGCGAAAUGCCUGGAUCUAUCCAGCUGGAGGAGCCCAUAGAGAGGGUUUUCUACAACUCUCGACACCGAUCUGGGCCUGGUCAAGCUGGGGGAGCCUUAGGACGCAUGAAGACUGUGCAGGUGGUGACGGUGGACCAGUUGCUGAGUCACGUUGACAGAGUGGAUUUCAUCAGAUUCAGCUCAACAUCUUUCUGGAGCAUUCCCGCCGCACUGCGGGGCGCGGCCAGCUCGUUGCAGCGCUUCCGGCCGUGGCUUCUGUUGGAACUGGACGACGGUCACGAAGAAAUCCGGAGUGCCCUGCAAAACGGCCAUUAUGAGUGCACGCGCUGCGACAUACCAGUGGCUGAUGCCCAGGGCCCUUCCAGCCGCUGGGGUCUUUGCGACCGCCGAGCUCAACAGAUUCACAGGCUCCUGUUCUGCGGGCACCGCAGCCAUCCUUGGAACAUCUUGGAACCAGUAACCAGCUUCUGCAACUUGCAGCCCUUGGUGAAGUGCAGCGCUUCUUUGGACGGUGACAUCUUGGGCAUCGAGUUUGAAGUCGUCAUUGCGCAACAGAAGUCGUCCCAGCACUUCGAGAACCAACACCUGCAAAGCCGCGAGAUGCAAACUCGCCUGGGGACUAUGUUGCAGCAGAGUGUGGAAGAGACGCACAUGGGCAUGGCCAGGAUCCGCUCUGAGGUCCAGCGGAGAGCGUCGCAGGAGUCGGAGUUCCAGCAGCGGGUCCAAUCCUUGGAAAGCUGGACGACCACAACUUUCCCCAAGCUCGAGAGUGAGGUCUCCGAGCUGCGGAGCGCGGUGGAUGUGAGCAUGAAGCAGAUGACGCAACUCAAGGAUCAGCUCAUGCAACAAGUGGACGAGUGGAAGUCGGGUCAUGCCAUGGUGAUGGAACACAGCACCAAGCUUCACGACCGCAUGCGCAAAGGCUUAAGGGCGCUGAUGGCCGCGCACGAGACUCACAGGAGCGAAGUGGAGCAGAGUCAGAGAAUCCUGCGGGAAAACUUGGAGCAAAAGCUGGAGAACCAAUGGCAGGAGGUGUUGAGCCAGUUCGAGGACCGAUGCUUGUACAAGGAGGAUGGCGACUUGCGGAAUCGCAUUGAGGACUUAGAAGCCUCAAUAGAUCCCACCCUGGAGCGCCACACGCAAGGCCUCCAGCUGAAAUGCGAGGAGCUGGAGCAGCGGUGCAAGGAACUGGAAAGCGGCUCGAAAUGCAUGGGGGCUACCCUGAGCCAGGAGGUCAACUCGCGCAACGCAAUGGUGGAGGUCUUUGAGCAGAUGUUGAAGACAGAGACUUCCAAGAUCUCGAGCUCGGUCAGCGACCAGAUUGCCGUGGCACACCUGGACUGCAAAGAAACUCAAAAGACCAUCUUGGAUCACUUGAGCAAGGAGACGGCCGAACGCCAAGAGCAAGCCCGUGGAAUCAACGGCGACCUGGCGAGUCUGGGAAACAGCCUGGGAGACCGGCUGGGUCGGCUUGAAGGUGCCUGGCAUGGCGUACGUCAGGACUGGCGCGAAUCUCAAAGCAGCUUCCGCUCGAUGCAGGGGCAGCUGCGGUUGCUGGAAGAUGGGUUGGAAAGUGGCCUCCAGGGGCUUCGAUCCGAGAUGCACAGCUCUUUGCGGGAGGAGCGGCUGAAACGAGAAGUGAACGGGACGAGCAUGGCAGAGCAGAUGCAAGCUUGGGAGGAAUUUCACAAACACCUGCGUCAGUUCUAUAUGGCCCACACUGCUUUGCCUCCAGGUGACCGAUUGAGAGACUCCGAAAUGGACAUGGCGCGUUUGGCUGAGAUGCUGAGAUGCUCCCAUGAUGAGGGCGGAAGGAUGGGAGAUAUCGGAGAUAUUCCCGAAAUCCUCAGAGAUUCGGCAGGGGAGGUCUAA